Messenger RNA from Myotis myotis, 1626 nucleotides. Its product is annotated as protein FAM47A-like. The transcript has a single exon. The record is from RefSeq and is a predicted model, not a curated record. Bases 1 to 1626 code for a protein of 541 amino acids. Lineage: Eukaryota; Metazoa; Chordata; Mammalia; Chiroptera; Vespertilionidae.
AUGGCUUGCCAGCAGUGGCCCUUACCGGAGCCCCACGAGGGGUGGAUGUUAAAGUCGGACCUGAGGAAGAAGGCACUCAUAGAGUCAGGGCUGAUCAAGCCCUGGCAGUCAGGGCCGAAGCUGAACAAGAAGCCAGAGCCCAGCCAGAAGUGGAUGCUAGGGCCGGGACCACUGGAGCCCUUGCCCCUGGGCAUGAAAUGUAAGCCCUGGUUUAAGGACAGGGACAGGUUGCCUUCCCGCUAUCUCUCCAGGCAGAAUAAGCAGCUUGCGAAGUGCCCCACCUCCAUGGACAGCCGGCGGUGGGUAUUUGUGAAGGAGGGACUGGACGACUUCAGAACGGGCUGUCCAUCUGCUGAAGAUGUGAUCACUCGUGGCCCUCGGGAAGGCUUUCUCCCCAUGAUUGCUCAUAGAAUUCCCCGCCCUCCGCCCAAAAAGAUUCACAGGCAGCCGCCCACGGGAGCGGAGCUGUGUUCCAAGCUCUCGCCAGCCCAGCGAGCACGGAAGGCCUUUGUAGAGAACAUUGAAGCCAACCUGACCCAGCAUUCCUUGGCGAACUGCCCGAAUCUGGAGGAAGCUCUCCCUCCAGACCUCCUGCUCAAGGUCCUGGAAGUGCUAGAUCCUGACAGGAAGCUGGAGGACACGUGGGCGUAUUGUGAGGGCACCAAGGAAAGAAAGAAGACCCCCACACACCUGUGUGAAGAACAUCCUGAGGAGGUCAACCUGGAGCCUCCCCAGGCAGUGAACCUGGAGCCUCCCCAGGCAGUGAACCUGGAGCCUCCGGAGGCAGUGAACCUGGAGCCUCCCCAGGCAGUGAAUGUGGAGCCUCCGGAGGCAGUCCACCCCGAAUCUGCCUGGAAGCUCAACCUGGAACCUCCCGAGGAGGACAACCUGGAACCUGAAGACCAAGCCCACGUGGAAACGGCCAAGGAGAGUCUCCAGUCAUAUUUAUUCAGUUUGUUUCCUGAGGAAGAGAUAAAUGCAGCAUGCACAAUUCAUAUCCCCAAGGAUCCUGGGCUCCAGAAAUCAAGAAGAAGAAUUCGUGAAUUCUGCAGAUGGAUCGAUGAUAAUUUUGGAGACAUAGGCAUUGAUGAAGAGGACCUCAUGAAACAGUUUGAAGUUGACUUAGAGGUCCCACUCACCCAUAAUACAGUCAAAAUAAAGAAAAUAAGCCAGCUUCCUUUGAAUAUAAGGCCCUGCAAACAGCUAGAUGACAUACAGCAGAGAAAAUUCUCCCUGCAGGAAGGCAACUGGGAAAGGAAACUCCGAAAACCAGAAGACCCUUAUAAACCCAAACGGGAGAAGAUAAGGUAUGGAGCAUGGUACCUGGACCCCAAAUCCUGGAAAAAGCUGGUCAAUGACCAGCCUUUGCCCGACCCUAAAGUCGUCCCUGACAAGGAACAUUUGACCGAUGGAAGGCAUCUUGAACCAGACAUUAUUGAUGAACUUUAUGGACCAAUUGCUUUCAAAGAUUUCAUUGUAAGCAAGGGCUACAAGAUGCCAGGUGUGAUUGAGAAGAUGUUUAUGAGGAAGGGAUGGAACUAUGAGUCUGUGAAGACUCCUAUACACCGAGUAAUGAAACUCCUCUCCAAACCCAAAGAGGAGGAUUCAGGGGACAAAGAGGAUUAG